UGUACUUGGCUUGGUCUCCUUGGUUCUGCUAUUUCCUAGCUUGUCCGCCGCUCAGGUCGUGCCGUCUUCCUCACCUCCUCGGUCGCCGGGGAGAAGAUGUCCCAAGCUGGCCUGUGGAGCGUUUUGACGACGUCUUCUUGCUCCGAGUUACCUCUGAGGUGGCGCAAGGACACCGACCGACAACGGUUUCCCCGGAACAGUUCCCGAUGGCGUGGCCGGCUAUCCGCUGGAUCAGAUCAUGUUCAACUCAACCACGACACUCCCAUCCCUCUUCCCCUACUACACCACGUCUCCCGAGCUGGCCCUGGCAGGGGUGGCGAUCCUCGGCUGGUUGACAGUCGUGCACGUGUACCUGACCUGGCGCACCAAGGCGUUCGUCUUCGCCAUGAACAUCUACGCUGCCGCCGGUAUGCUCACUUCUUCCCGCCAUACCCCUCAUACGAUGCCAAGUCAAUGUGAUGUUCACUGACCGGCCGUCCACCAUCGGAAAGCCAUGACAACCGGCUUCGUCCUGCGUGCUAUCUCUCCACCCUCCCAACCCUCGCCUGGCCUCAUGUAAGCACCGGCGCCUAACUAUUGCUUUGCUUUCCUCCUGUCCCUUCUUGGUAGCUCGGUCUAAACCCGGUCAUCCGCCCCGCGACGGUAUACUUCCCUCAGGAAACGAGCCCACCUCCCUCAUCCCUAGCAGGUCCCUGCUUAUCCGUCCACACCUCAUUGCCGUACCGCUUUAUUUGCCCUCAUGCCCCAAUUGACCAACGAGUCGGCGGCAGAGGUGC
Molecule: messenger RNA, 776 nt
Organism: Thermothielavioides terrestris NRRL 8126
Lineage: Eukaryota; Fungi; Ascomycota; Sordariomycetes; Sordariales; Chaetomiaceae
Exons: 1
Coding region: 239-469 (76 amino acids)
Source: RefSeq, a predicted model, not a curated record